Molecule: messenger RNA, 1116 nt
Organism: Peronospora farinosa
Lineage: Eukaryota; Oomycota; Peronosporomycetes; Peronosporales; Peronosporaceae
Source: the annotation of a GenBank genome assembly
AUGCAGUUUACCGUCAUACCCGAGUUCCCAAUUCUACCGGCGCCUGAAGUCGUAGCCAAAACAGAUCAAUCGAUUACGCUACGUGUACAGAAACCGCCUCAAGUGGACGGAGACGUGCCGUACAAACUACAAGCGAGUUAUAGUGAACAUGGCUACGUUUAUUACUCGUGGAAUAAUUCAGUGCUUUUUACGGGACACAAUUUUCCGGUUAAAGGUUUGACCCAUAAUACGACCUAUGUCUUCCGUGUGCGUGUCGUGCAUGAAGCUGCUCGACAAUGCGGUGAAUGGUCACUGCUGACGCCAAAUGUACGUACGUUUACAGAGGAAGAAGACGCCAAGCGUUCGGGUACCGUGUUUGAGCAUGCACUCAAGCUCGAGCGCGAGCAGAAGAGCAUUUUACAGCAUCAGAUCUCUAAACUCACGGGAAUGCUCGAUGAACGGAAAACCUCACGAGGAAAUGACAAUCACAAGGUCCAAUUACACGAGGAUAUGCUGGCUAGUCGUCGGGUUAUUGACACGAGACUUGGGAAGCUGCAACGGGAGCUCAGUGCUCAGACGAUGGCAUUACAGACGAUCAAGAGUCAACGCGCUGCGGAUGAGCAGAUGAUUUCCGAGCUGUUAAAUGAACAGGAGACAUUACGCUCGGCACAGAGCGAUCAGCAGGGACAGGUACAAUACGAACUGGAGAUGCAGACACUUCGUGCUCAAUUGGAGAAGAACGAGGAGGCGCUGAAAAAACAUCAGGAACAGGUGAAUGCCAGUCAUGAGCAAAUCUCAAGCUAUGAAGCGUCGUUGGAGGCGAAGAAAAGCGAGAUUUCUCAAAAGGAGAAGGAAGUCGAGAGGAUCAUGAUCGACUGCAAUCGCAUGGUACAGGAGCAAGCCGAUUUAGCUCAUGUGAAGCAGCUGGAGGUAGAAGACGCCCUGUUGGAGGCUAAGACAUCGUUGGAACAACAGUUGGAUAUCAACACGUACUUGCGCGAAGAGGUCUCGCGUUUGCGUGAGGAGAAUCACCAUUUGAAAAAUCAAAUUGAGGAAGUAGACUCGGAAGUUGUUCCUAAGCUGAUGCGCCUGGAAGACGAGAAUGAACAGCUGCGUGCCCAGCUCAGCCGACGUUAG